UAAGCUUAUUGUUAAAUGAAAUUGUUUUCAUGUUAAUUGUAAAAAAGCCAAUUUGUUUAAAAUGUUAAUUAAUGAAUUACCUGACGAUUGUUUAAUGAUGAUCUUUGAUUACUCAAUAUUUCUUGAAGAUCUGGAAAAACUUUCUAAAGUUUGUUUAAGAUGGAAAAGUCUAAUUGACUAUCGUUUACACAGAAUUAAAUUCCUUUUAGGGGAAAGAGAAUACGAUGAAUCACCAAGAUCCGUUAUGUACCAAGAUGGAAGUUUAUUCAAGGAGACAAAUUUAUCAGAAUUACUACCAAAUCUUGAGAUUUUGGAUUUCAAACUGUUGAUCAAUCGCUAUGAUAACAAUCAGAUGGAUAAAUUGAUCAUGUCUCUUCCUAAAAUUCGAGGAUUGAUUGAACCACUUUGCUCUUCCGAUUUAUUUCAACGUUCGUGGUUCAAAAAGAUCGAGAUACUUGUUUGCAAGCGCUUGGGAUCGUGGCAUGAGGAUUCUGAUCAAACUUUCGCCUUGAAGCAGAUUUAUCUAUCUGAAUGCUAUUUAUCAUCGCUGAAUGAUCAUCAUGUUUAUCUCAAAAAUUUAUUAAGACUUCAUAUCGACGAACCUAGAGGUAUUAAUGAAUACACACAAGACAAGUUCUACAAAGGUCCAGAGUUAUCUAAUUUGAAGAUACUCGAAUUUUCAUCAGAUAACUCAACUUUCCCUGGUUACGAUUUCAUGGAUUUCUGUCCAUCACUAGAAAGUGCCUAUUUCACUACUUAUAAAAACUUUUCCUCUGUUGUCAAUGGUACAAUCAAGAAUCUCAAUCUUAAAAAUCUCGCUAUCGAACAUCUUGAAGGUGAAUCUCAAGACUGGUCAUCAUUGCGAACUCUUUUGAUGAAAUUUCCAAAUUUAACGAACCUCGCAAUCAGAGAUAGUGUAAAAAUCGACGAUGAUAAUGUGAAAGAGCUGAUUACCAUUUUGCCGAAAAUAAAACUAUUGGAUUAGAGACUCAAAAAGGUUACAAAAAAGUCAGCUGAUUAUCUGGCGGAAUUUUGUCGAAGAUCAGGCCAAUCAAUCGUCUUAUACUAUAACUAUAACGAAGAUAUUGAUGAUGAAGAUCUGCCCGAUGUGAGUCCAUGUGAUUCGAUUUGUAUUGGAUUUGAUUUCAUGAAACACUGUUUCCACAAAUACUAUCCUUACCUUCCGAUAGUUUUGGACUUUUAGAUUAGUCACAAAUUAUAUUGGAUUAAAUUAAUCAAUAGAUCAAAGAAA
Messenger RNA from Panonychus citri (citrus red mite), 1252 nucleotides. RefSeq lists its product as uncharacterized. The record is from RefSeq and is a predicted model, not a curated record. Gene Ontology annotation, molecular function: protein binding. NCBI's taxonomy places the organism in Eukaryota, Metazoa, Arthropoda, Arachnida, Trombidiformes, Tetranychidae.